Molecule: messenger RNA, 2424 nt
Organism: Fomitiporia mediterranea MF3/22
Lineage: Eukaryota; Fungi; Basidiomycota; Agaricomycetes; Hymenochaetales; Hymenochaetaceae
Product: DUF974-domain-containing protein
Exons: 4
Coding region: 1-2424 (807 amino acids)
Cellular component (GO): TRAPPIII protein complex
Source: RefSeq, a predicted model, not a curated record
AUGGCCGGCCUGGAUAGCGUCGGGCAGCAUCCGCUGUCCCUCAAAGUAAUGCGCGUCUCGCGUCCCUCUUUAGCAUCCCACUGGCAACCAUUCUUCUCCAGUUCCCCUUCCUUCUCUGCUCAUUCAACAGCCCACCCGCUCUCACUCCAAGGCGCCGAACCACUCCCCGGACACCCAAAGACUCUGCGAGACUUGACCCACGCAAGUAACUUACUUACUCUUCCUGCUGCGUUUGGUGCGAUUCAAUUAGGGGAGACGUUUGCCUGUGUGUUGAGUGUGAACAAUGAGGUGGGACUACCCGUGGAUAGUGUUAGGGCGAGAGUGGAGAUGCAGACGGCGACGAGUAAGGUAUUGCUUGCGGAGGUUAAUGCUGGAGAUUCGGAUAGGGAUGUGAAAAUGGAGGAGACGAGUGGAUCGGGGACGGGAACGUUGGGUACCGGGGACUCACUGGAGCUGUGUGUAGCUACGGAGAUUAAGGAGCUUGGACAGCAUGUUUUGGCGUGUACUGUAACUUAUCGUACGCCGCCUGGGAUGAGACCCGCUACCAGUGGAGCGUAUAAUGCGGAGGAUCCGUUUAUGCAAACGUUUCGCAAGUUCUAUAAGUUCAUGGUCACAAAUCCGUUGUCGGUGAAAUCGAAAGUACACGUCCCGAAGAGCCCCACCGCUCUCUUGUCCCGGAGCGAACGAGAUAAGGUGUUCUUGGAGGUACACAUACAGAACCUCACUCAAGCUCCGAUGUGGUUUGAGAAGAUCCGUUUAGAGGCUGUAGAAGGUUGGGACGUUGUUGAUGCGAACGCUAUUUCUCCUCCUUUCGACCUAUCUUCCACUGCGGAUGCAGAAAACGAAAAGAGCAUAUUUUCUGGAAGUAUGGCGCUUAUGCCUCCUCACGAUAUGCGUCAGUAUGUCUACAUUUUGACUCCGAAGUUUACUCCGAGGAAUACGAGCGUUCCUGCACCGCCCGUUCCUGGGACUGUGAUUCCGCUCGGUCGUCUAGAUAUUUCGUGGAGAUCUUCUAUGGGGGAGCCUGGAAGGCUGUUAACAUCAAUACUUUCGCGCCGUAUUCCAUUACCUGCCCCUCCUUCAUCAGGUGCUGCACCAGCAUCUACUCUUCCACCGUACCUGCAGAAAGCUGUCAUGCCUCACUCCCCUCGACCACGUUCUCCCUCCCUUCAACAACAAGCGCAGCAACAACAACAACGAACAGGGACGCCGCCUCCUCUUCAACGACCUGGUUCUCCUAUGAAACGUUCAACUACACCCGGUGCGCCUGCGAGACCGCAGUCCCCGAGCACGGCCGUUCCGCCUGUUCCUUCGUUACCCAGUCAGCCCUCGCAACAGGCUGACAUUGCAGUGGAUCUUGUGUUACUUGAGCGGCCGGAGGAUGCUACGGUCCGUGUUGAGGAACCAUUUUCCUUGCGGUUCUCGUUAGCUAUUUCGGCUUUGCAGCCGUUGAGCACCCCCAGUCUCCUAGGAGAGGAGUCAUCAGCACGAAAACAGCGUGUUAUAACUCUCGCGGUGCAACAUACCUUUCCGGCUCCGCCACCUGUUCCUGAGCAAACUAAUGCUGUAGUACCUACACCAGGGAUGCUGCGUACAUUGAAGAAACGUAAUAGCACAACUUUAUCGUUCGAUACUGUUGGUUCGGGGAUGCAUUCUCCCUCAAGUCAUGCAGGGUCAAUAGACGUGUUAACUCCUCGACGAGUCGUCUCGCCUCCUCCGGGGUCGGCAGUUUCGACGAAUGCACCCGUGCCAAUAGCAGCAGGAGGGGAAAGGGAAAGUAGUAUGGUGACCUCCCCAACGGCUACAGCAGCUCGAGGAGUGGGGUCGGUGACUGUAGGAGGCUUAACAGAACGCUUAAGACGAGUUGCGUUGAGUGAGGCUCUUGGAUUAGGGUUACAGGACGCAGAUGACAGAGGGGAUGCGUUUGGAGAUACGGAUGAGUUGGGUGGAACGAUGGAUGUGAAGUUGCCUUCACCUUAUUCGACUUCUUUGAAGUCGGAUAAUAACCAUGCGACGACGAAGAGUGGUCGGGUACAAUUCUCGGGGACGUCUGUGGUAUUUUUACCACCGAUUUCGUUAUUACCGCCACCCUCUCCUUCGAUUGACCUACAGUCCUCUUCUUCGACGAUCUCACCUUAUUCACCUUCUUCGUCAAAUCUUACUAUCAGACCAGAGCGAGGGGAAGGAAGUGUGGAGUUCGUGCUUUCGUACAUACCCCGUGUACGCGGGUUCGCCCAGGUUGGUGGUUUACGGGUGUUACUUAUCAAAGACGAGGAGAAGGCUGGGGAGGAAGAUGGUGAAGAUGAGGUGACGUUACAUACACAGGGAGAGGUGGUGGCGAACGAAGCGCAGAUCUUGAGGGAGUGGGAUACCGUUGCGGAGGUGUGGUGCCUUGGUGUCAAAAUGACGACUGCAUCUACAUAG